AUGACACUUCAGCUCGCUUACACUCGAAUACGCAUGCGACGUCCAGAGGAGCGGCGCUGGAGCCCCUUCACCCUAGCGCCCCAGCCCCAGUUUAGCAGCGCUCAGCAGCAGCCCAAGCUGGAGAUCUAUCCGACACAGCAAGUGCAAAGGAAGCCCGUGGGCAAGCCCCUCAUAUUCACCUGCCGUCCCACUGUGCCAGAUCAGUCACUGGUCACCGAUCUGCAAUGGAAGGACAAUAUGAAUAAUACGAUUUUGCCCAAGCCGAGCAAUUAUGAUCCACUAUAUGAUUCCAAGGGAAAUAAAAAGAAUGUAACGGGACGCAACCAUCCACCGAUGUACACGGAGACGCUGCCCGGCGAAAGUUUGGGCCUGAUGAUUAGCUCGCUCACCAGCGAAAUGGGCGGCCAAUAUUAUUGUACGGCUUCAUAUGCAAAUACCGAAAUACUCCAGACAAACGUUACAAUUAAAACUUAUGUCGCUAUUACCUGGACAAAUGCGCCGGAGAAUCAAUUUCCCAUACUAGGCGAUGAUUACGUGGUCAAGUGCGAGGUGAAAGCCGAUCCCAAUCCAACCAUUGACUGGCUGCGCAAUGGCGAUCCGAUACGAACAGAUUCCAAGCACGUGGUACAGACACAUGGCUUGCUCAUACGCGACGUGGCCGAAACAGAUGACGGCAUCUACACCUGUCGUGCGGCAGUCAUUGAGACGGGCGAACUGCUGGAGCGCACCAUUCGAGUGGAGGUCUAUAUCGGUCCGGUAAUUACACAUCUGCCCGCCACACUGGAGGCUGUUGAGGGCAAACCGUUUGCGGCCAAUUGCACGGCAACUGGUAAGCCGGUGCCGGAGAUAAGCUGGAUCAAGGACUCUGUGCAGCUGAAUGUGGCGAAUGCGGAUCGCUUUAAGGUGGAUGCCCAAACGGGUCUGUUGACCAUCAGCUCGGUUACCCAGGAGGAUUACGAUACCUAUACGUGCAUUGCCAAGAACGCUGCCGGCGUUGUGGAUCAGAAGACCAAGCUAAAUGUGCUCGUCCGCCCCUCCGUCUAUGAACUGUACAAUGUGACGGGUGUCAGUGGCAAGGAAAUUGCCAUCACCUGCCGCUCCAAGGGACGUCCCGCACCGGCCAUCACCUUCCGUCGUUGGGGCACCGAACAGCAGUACACGGCUGGCGUCCAAAUGGACGAUGAACGCAUCAUCCUCGAGCAAUACUUUGAUGAGGAACGCGGCGAGAGUACCGGCACCCUGCGCAUUGCACGCGCCCAGCGCACAGACGACGGCUUGUAUCAGUGCAUUGCCAGCAACAAGGGUGACACCGCCUACAAGACCGGACACAUUGCCGUUGAAUUUCCGCCAGACUUUACGCACAUGAAGGAAUUGCCGCCGGUAUUCAGCUGGGAGCAGCGCGUGGCAAAUCUUAGCUGCCUGGCUAUGGGCAUACCGAAUGCGACCAUCGAAUGGCGCUGGAAUGGACGCAACAUUAAGGAUCUGUACGAUACGAAUCUGAAGAUCGAAGGCACCGGACCACGCAGCGAUCUCAUUGUGCAUCCAGUGACCCGGCAAUAUUAUUCCGCCUACAAGUGCAUUGCCACCAAUAUCCAUGGCUCUGCCGAGCACGAUAUGCAGCUGAAGGAGGCGCGCGUACCGGACUUUGUAUCGGCAGCUGUGCCCCGCCAGCUGACGGCGACCACCAUCACCUUCGAUAUACGCGGCCCGGCCACAGAGCUUGGCCUGCCCAUACUGGCGUUCAGUGUACAAUACAAGGAGGCACUCAAUCCGGACUGGUCCACGGCUCUGAAUCGCAGCUGGUCACCCGAUUCGCCGUACAUUGUUGAGGGACUGCGUCCACAGACCAUGUACAGCUUCCGUUUUGCGGCACGCAACCAGGUCGGUCUUGGCAAUUGGGGCGUCAAUCAACAGCAAUCGACGCCGCGUCGUUCCGCGCCCGAGGAGCCCAAGCCAUUGCACAGCCCCGUACAGAACGAUAAGGAGGAACCGGUCGUCGUCUCACCCUAUUCGGAUCACUUUGAGCUGCGCUGGGGCGUGCCCGCUGACAAUGGUGAGCCCAUCGACCGCUACCAGAUCAAGUACUGUCCGGGCGUUAAGAUGGCAGGCACCUGGCACGAACUGGAGAAUCGCUGCAAUACGAUCGAGGUUGUGGAGACCACAUCGUAUCAGAUGACCGAUCUGAGCGGCAAUACGUAUUAUCGCAUCGAGCUGAAGGCACACAAUGCCAUCGGCUAUUCAUCGCCGGCAUCUAUUAUUAUGAAAACGACCAGAGGCAACGAUGUCAUCCAAGUGGCGGAACGUCAGGUUCUCUCCUCGGCGGCCAUUGUGGGCAUUGCCGUUGGCGGCGUGCUUCUUCUACUCUUUAUUGUGGAUCUUCUUUGCUGUGUGACCGUGCACAUGGGCGUCAUGGCCGCCAUGUGCCGCAAGGCCAAGCGUUCGCCUUCGGAGAUCGAUGACGAGGCCAAGCUGGGCAGUGGACAGCUGGUUAAGGAGCCACCACCAUCACCGUUACCACUGCCGCCGCCAGUUAAGCUCGGCGGCUCACCAGUGACAUCUCCAUUGGACGAAAAGGAGCCACUGCGCACACCCACCGGCAGCUUGAAACAAAACUCAACCAUCGAAUUCGACGGGCGAUUUGUGCAUUCACGCAGCGGCGAAAUCAUUGGCAAAAAUUCAGCGGUGUAAGCGACGCGACCAAAUGAGCUGCAUCAAAAACGAUCUGCACAAAACUUGCAACAGAGAAAAGUAUUGAAAAGUCGCCCAACCCCCCCCCCCCCCCCCUUUCACUUUCGCGAAAAGUAUAGAAGGAGCCGCAGCACCAAACCACAAACAUGACUAACCCAAUUACCUGUCAACCCGAAUAAACGACACGAACAAGUUGCGAAUUACAGCAGCAAAACCAAAGCCAAAGCUGUGGGAACAGCGUUAAGAAUACUGUUUUUUGAUUGGCAUAUGAGUUGGUGUUCAGUUAAAAUUUAAGUUCUAUACAAUCUUAACUAAAUGUCUUACUAUAUAUACGAUAUCUAAAGCAUACAUAAAUAAUAUUUUAAGCUCAGUACAACACACACACACACACACACACACACA
Drosophila montana is the source of this 3090-nucleotide messenger RNA. It is a transcript of the gene Fas2, whose product is annotated as fasciclin 2. The record is from RefSeq and is a predicted model, not a curated record. Gene Ontology annotation, cellular component: membrane. Gene Ontology annotation, biological process: cell adhesion. NCBI's taxonomy places the organism in Eukaryota, Metazoa, Arthropoda, Insecta, Diptera, Drosophilidae. Gene Ontology annotation, molecular function: protein binding.